Messenger RNA from Wickerhamiella sorbophila, 1458 nucleotides. Its product is annotated as Histone-lysine N-methyltransferase, H3 lysine-79 specific. Gene Ontology annotation, cellular component: nucleosome; nucleus. The record is from RefSeq and is a predicted model, not a curated record. Gene Ontology annotation, biological process: regulation of transcription regulatory region DNA binding; subtelomeric heterochromatin formation; DNA repair. Lineage: Eukaryota; Fungi; Ascomycota; Dipodascomycetes; Dipodascales; Trichomonascaceae. The transcript has a single exon. Gene Ontology annotation, molecular function: histone binding; histone H3K79 methyltransferase activity. The coding region runs from base 1 to 1458 and encodes 485 amino acids.
AUGUUUGCGAAAUUGUCCGAGCGAUUGAAAGCAGGCAAAAAUCACCCAAGUCGUCGAAAUGCCACCUCAACAAUUAAAGUGACUGUGCAACGUGAGAGUAAUCACGCAUCUGGCGACCGAGAUAAUAAACGCGGAGGAGGCGGUGACAAAGCGCCAAGUUCGGGCACAAGUCGAGAAAGCACACCUCUGAAACGAGCGAGAUCAGAAGAUGCCUCGAGUCCUCGUCGAUCAGCGUCACAAAGCCCUGCCAAACGGCCAAGCCGUAAGAACUCGCCCAGAAAAACUCCCUCAAAUGCUUUAUCAGCGAUGACUAAUCACAGGAUUCGAGGCUCUGCUGAGAAUUCGGAGGCCUCUCGAUUCCCAACUCCUGAGCCUCUAACUCGUCGCUUGGUACCUCUUAUUGAAGGAGGUGACUUGGAGCUUGUUUCUGCAGCAGAAUGCAUCAAGGAUGUACCGGGUGAGUGGAGUUUUGGUGGUCCUUUACAUGUUUCGGUUCAGCUGCCGAAUAAACUAGAGUCUUAUCCUAUUUGGCACCCUAAAAGCAGUGGAGACUUUGCCCCUUUAGCAGAACUCCGAACUGUGAUGGAAAUUGCUGCCUCAAUGUUUCCCAAUAUGGAACUACAGUCUAGAAUAAACGAUCCCUUGGGAGGAGACUGUAUAGCCCGUCGCUUUGCCAAGGCCAUUAAAAAGGACGAUCAAGAACUGCUCAACACCACUAUUGAUGAGUUUAAUAAGCUUAUAACAGGGUACCGAGCAGAUCUGCGCCGAUUCGACCCUAUCAAGCCCGAAAUGGCUCACGAAAUCUUGACAAUGGCCUAUUGUCGGACUGUUUCGCCCAAGGCGUCCCAGCUACGCGACUACAAAUCAUUCAGUAACAAUGUUUAUGGUGAGCUGUUGCCAGGCUUUUGCACGAAAAUAUUCAACCAAACCGGUCUCACUAAGGACAGUGUUUUCGUUGAUCUUGGGUCAGGCGUGGGGAAUGUAACACUGCAAGCUGCACUUGAAAUUGGCUGUGAAUCAUGGGGGUGCGAGAUCAUGCCUUUGGCAAGUGAACUUGCUUCUCUACAAAAGACAGAAGUCGAAGCUCGAGCAAGCGCUUGGGGUCUGCCCUCUGGAGAAAUCACGUUACUUAGUGAAGACUUUGUCAACAACGCUCGAAUUCAGGGCGCCCUGCGGAGAGCCAGUGUUGUGCUUGUAAACAAUUAUGCAUUCGAUGGUGAGCUCAACAACCAGCUGUUGCAGAUGUUCCUGGAUCUCCCUGAAGGAGCCAAAAUUGUGUCCUUAAAAUCGUUUGUUCCACCUGGCCAUACGAUAUCUGCGCACAACAUCGAGUCUCCAAUGAAUAUUCUUAAAGUCUAUCACCGAGAGUUCGGACACGAUUCAGUUAAUUGGACCCCCGCUGCAGGCGAUUAUUACAUUGCGGUUGUCGACCGAAGUCGGCUGGCCGCUUAUAUUUAA